This is a messenger RNA of Notothenia coriiceps (black rockcod), 880 nucleotides long. RefSeq names its product elongator complex protein 1-like. Gene Ontology annotation, cellular component: cytosol; elongator holoenzyme complex. Gene Ontology annotation, biological process: tRNA wobble base 5-methoxycarbonylmethyl-2-thiouridinylation. The record is from RefSeq and is a predicted model, not a curated record. Bases 131 to 880 code for a protein of 249 amino acids. Lineage: Eukaryota; Metazoa; Chordata; Actinopteri; Perciformes; Nototheniidae. The transcript has 7 exons. Gene Ontology annotation, molecular function: protein binding; tRNA binding.
GCCACCGCCCCUCCCUCAGCGUGACGUCGCAGUUGAAGGGUCAGAGAGGCUGAGAUCCACAUGCAUGAUGUUGUUGAUGCUGGAGAUUUAAACACUUCUUUACCGCUGUUUUAUUGAGUCCUGAGGUGAAAUGAGGAACCUGAAGCUUCUGAAGAGUCUCCAGAGCUCAGAGCUGCAGAUCCUCGGCUCCCCGCUGUGUUUAUCUGUUCGCUCUGACACCGGGUCUCUGCUGGUGGCGUCUCAGUUCUGCAUCUCAGAGUACGACCCGCGCACCGGGCAGGUGGUCUCUGAGGCGUCUCUCACUGGUCUGACUGGUUUCCUCCCAGAGGAUGGCAGUGGGGGGGUGGUCGGGCUGCAGGAUCUGGCUGAACUGGAGUCAGCCUGUUUAGCCACAGCGGGGGGGGACGUCGUGCUCUUCAACUUCAACACCUGCCAGCUGGAGUGUGUGGGCAGCGUUGACAGCGGUCUGACAUCCAUGACCUGGAGUCCUGAUGAAGAGCUGGUGGUCCUCACCACCGGUCAGGAGACGAUCAUCAUGAUGACCAAAGAAUUUGAGCCGAUCACUGAGGUGGGAAUCCAUCAGGACGACUUUGGAGAAGGGAAGUUCAUCACCGUGGGUUGGGGGAAGAAGGAGACUCAGUUCCACGGCUCAGAGGGGAAAGAGGCGGCGAAGAAGAAGAUCCAGGAGGUUCAGCCGGCUGCAGAUUGGGACGACCGGCGUCCUCGGGUCACGUGGAGAGGAGACGGUCAGCUGUUCGCUGUCAGUGCCGUGUGCAAACAGAGCGGAAACAGAAAGGUCCGAGUCUGGAACAGAGAGGGAGUCCUGCAGGCCACGAGCGAGACCGUCAACGGGCUGGAGGCGCCGCUCUGCUGGAAGUAA